Messenger RNA from Sorghum bicolor (sorghum), 2212 nucleotides. Its product is annotated as probable serine/threonine-protein kinase PBL19. The record is from RefSeq and is a predicted model, not a curated record. The coding region runs from base 516 to 1919 and encodes 467 amino acids. NCBI's taxonomy places the organism in Eukaryota, Viridiplantae, Streptophyta, Magnoliopsida, Poales, Poaceae. The transcript is spliced from 4 exons. Gene Ontology annotation, biological process: protein phosphorylation. Gene Ontology annotation, molecular function: protein kinase activity; ATP binding.
GUUUGACCUCCCGAUUUUCUUAUCAUUUCCCGCACUGGCUUACGAGCGCGAUCUACGCGUCCAACCACCUCCGUCUCUAUCAGCUUCAUCGCUUCCUGAGUUCCUCUCCUCCUAUGCCUGCGAGAAAGAAGCGUGGGCAAAUUCCUCUGCGUUUCCCAGCUUCCUGUUCGCCUUGGACUCGCAGGGAGUCCAGCGUCAAACAAAAUCCUGCUUCGAUCUUUUGACAUCUUCGCUGGGCCUGUGCCGCCUUCCCCAUGCCCGCCGUCCCUGCCUCGCUGCGCCGUCAAGCCGCCAGCCAAGAAUCCUUUUUUAUUUUCUUUAUCAAAAGUUUGCGUUUGAUCGGUUUCGUUCCUAGGAGCUGGGCGAGAUGUUCUUGAUUCAGAAAGGGAGGAAAACGAGAGGCUCUGUUCCUAUCGCGAUUGUUGGAGGAUCUCGCCGUAGUUUGAGGCAAUAGAGAAGACUAGACAAGAAGCCACGAGCUGAGCCCCGCCGCCGUCUUGCUCCAACUCGAAGCGAUGUCUUGCUUCCGCUGCUUCAGCAGCAGCAGGACCGAGAGGGGCACGGGCGAGAAGCGUCGAGAGGGGUCGGCGUCGCCGGCGGCCGCCUCGUUCCCGUCCACCGUCUCCACGGGCGCGCCCUCCAACCUGACCUUCUUCUCCACGGCGUCGUCGGCCGUCGGCACGAGCCACUCCGAGGACUCCAGCGCGGUCAUGCGGCCGGCGGCGAGCAAGUCGUCGGGCUCGGGCUCGGUCUCGGUCUCGUCGGCGCGGAGCAUCCCGGAGCUGUACGAGGAGAGGGGAGCCAGCACCCUCCGCGAGUUCGGGUUCCGGGAGCUCCGGGCCGCCACCAGCGACUUCAGCCGCCUGCUCAAGGUCGGCGAGGGCGGCUUCGGCAGCGUUUACAAGGGCGUCGUCCGGCUACCUGGCGGGCCCGCCGGCGGCACGGUGGUUGCCAUCAAGAAACUCAAUCCCAACGGUCAUCAGGGCCACAAGCAAUGGUUGGCAGAAGUGCAUUUCCUGGGAGUUGUUGAGCACCCAAAUCUCGUCAAGCUCAUUGGGUACUGCGCUGCUCGAAGUGAGCGAGGUCCUCAGAGGCUACUGGUCUAUGAGUUCAUGACGAACAAGACCCUGGACGAUCAUCUAUUCAAUAAAGCAUAUCCCGUCCUUCCAUGGGACAUCAGGUUGGAGAUAGCACUGGAUGCCGCUGAGGGAUUGCUGUACCUCCACGAGGGAUUAGAAGUUCAGGUCAUAUAUCGCGAUUUCAAAGCUUCAAAUGUACUGCUGGACGAGAAGUUUAGAGCAAAACUUUCAGAUUUCGGAUUGGCAAGGGAAGGACCAUCGGCUGGUGAUACUCACGUCUCUACAGCAGUUAUGGGGACCUUGGGCUAUGCAGCUCCAGAUUACAUUGAGACAGGCCAUCUCACUACAAAGAGUGAUGUGUGGAGUUUUGGAGUAGUUCUAUAUGAGAUCCUCACUGGACGGCGCUCAAUGGAGAGGAACCGUCCCAAGAACGAGCAGAAACUUCUCGAAUGGGUGAGGCUGUAUCCUGUUGAAAGUAAGCAAUUCAGCAAGAUCAUAGAUAAAAGGCUUGAGGGCCACUACUCUAAGCAGGGCAUUAGAAAAAUUGCCAAGUUGGCCAAUAGCUGCCUUGCAAAGCAGAGAAGGGACCGUCCAACAAUGAGAGAAGUGGUCGAGAGCCUGAAGCAAGCAAUGCAGCACAAGGAGUUAGAUGGGAAAUCAGGGAGUUUGGGUGAGACUCCACCACCAGAGCAAGUAUCUGGAAAACCAACCACAGAGGAUGUUGCCGUGGCAUCAGCAAGGCGGAGGAUGCUUCAUCUGGCUGCCCUAGGUGAGAAUGCAAACAGCAUUGCGAGGAGGAGAUUCAUGCUCAUGAGGACUGCGGCUACUACUACUACAUAAUUUUGAGUUGUUGUUGUGAUUUUUCUUUUUUACUUUUUUAAGUGGUCAUGAAUAUAGGAUCGUUGGUGAUGUUUUCACCAUGUCAGUAUAAAUCUAUUAGGUGACCAACAUCCCUUUUUUACUUGUGUGCUUUCUAUAGGUAGGUUAGAUCUGAGACUCAAGAGUUACUAUUGUAAAGGUUUCAUUGCUAUAAAGGAUCAUAGGUGUGAAAUGUAAUUCAGUUCUCUAUGUUUGACUGCAACUUUGCACGUUGAAAAGGUAGAUAGUAAUAAAGGUGCCACAUUCUUCCUUUC